AUGGAGGACCUACUGGAGCAAUGCAAGCUUGUUGGGAUCGUUGCAAGCAAGUGGUCUGGGUACAACUGUGCCAAGAAGGUGGAGGGAAGUCAGCUUGUGUUGGUGGCUGCAGAGAAUUGCUACAACGAGCACUUUGGCAGCUGGGCACAGGAGAUGGUGGAGCAAGAGUGCCUGGCAGCCAUCUUCUUUGAUGAGUGUCAUGUCUGCAUCACACAAGACUCCUUCCGGCCAUCAAUGGCAAAGAUCAAGCAACUGAUCACCACUGUUCCAGUGCCUCAGUACUUCCUCACUGCCACCCUGCCGCCAAGCCUCCUGUUGACCUUCAAGGCUGCACUCUGUCUCCCACAAGAUGGCACUGGUAUCAUCCAUGCUGCUACCAACUGCAACAACAUUGCCUACUCUGUUCAAUGGCUGCCAUCCUCUGCAACCAUGGACUUUUACUUGCAGCAGCUUCUCCAAUCCCAUCCCCAUGGCUCCAUCAUGGUCAUCUGCUGUUCAAGGAUAGCUGCCGAGACUACAGCCAGGUUGCUGAGUUGCCAGUGUAUCUGGUCAGAAAUGGAGCAGGCAGACAAAAAGGCUAUCCUCUUCUCAUGGCUUGCCUCUUCAGCAGCAGAGAUGGAUAACAGCAAGCGUGUCUUGGUGGGCACAACAGCCAUUGGCACUGGCAUCAAUCCUCAGCAUGUCAGCUUGGUUGUGCACAUGGGUGGAGCAUAUGAUAUGGUCAGCUAUGUGCAGGAGUCAGGAUGUGCUGGCAGGAGUGGUCAGCCAGCCAAGGCAGUGAUGAUGGUCUAUGAUGGUGUAUGGUUGGAGGACAAGGUUGAUCUGUAUGUCAAGGAGAAGGUGUGCAGACAUGUAGCUAUCUCUAGCUACAUGGACGGCAUGCCCCUCACCUGUCUCAGUCAGCCAGACCUUGCUCUCUGUGACCUCUGCAGUCAAUGUGUUGCAGGUGAUGCAAAGACUCUGCCAAAGCCAAUGACAUCUAUCAACACACCUCCAAGGUCCGACAAGUCUGAGCAUUAUCAACAAACUGCCUCAGCUGCUUCAUCUUUGCUCUGUCCAGCCAAUGCAGCAAUGUCUCUACCUCCUUCUCUGCAGAAGAUACAGUAUCAGCAGGGCAUGGCCAAUCUCAGCUCACUGGCUCAGCAUCCAAGUAAUGCUGCCAAGAGCCCUGUCAACAUCCCCUCCACCAUUGAUCUUCUCCACAAGUUGUCCAAGCAGUGCUCCCUCUGCUACCUCUUUGGUCAUCAGCAUAGCUGCAUUGGAAAGCAUGGUGCUGACCAUGCCUUCAUAUCGUGCAAGUGUUGGCCCCUGAUUGAGGCAUGCAUGCCUCAGUGGCAUGAAGGUCAGAUCAAUGGAACUCACCUUGGUCAGGUGAAGAAUCAGAUGAGGAGGGACAAGCCAAAAGGAGUUGCCUGCUACACAUGUUACACUCCUAUACACACCUGCACAAACAGCAGCUUGGCUCCAAUGAGGGGAUGCACAAAGAGGUAUGCUGAUAUUGUGCUACCAGUAGUAGCUGUUGUGCUCUGGCACAAAGAGUUCAGGGAGAGGAUUUGCCAGGAACUCAAAGUUGAUUGCUCAGACAUGUCACAGCUGGAACUUGACCUUUGCAGUGCAUUCACAUACAAAGGAGAGAAAGUUUCCCUUGCAUAUGCCAUCUUUGUCAUAGCCAUGGAGAAUGCUUCCAUGUUGUAG
Molecule: messenger RNA, 1695 nt
Organism: Ustilago hordei
Lineage: Eukaryota; Fungi; Basidiomycota; Ustilaginomycetes; Ustilaginales; Ustilaginaceae
Exons: 1
Coding region: 1-1695 (564 amino acids)
Biological process (GO): double-strand break repair via homologous recombination
Cellular component (GO): cytoplasm; nucleus; chromosome
Molecular function (GO): four-way junction helicase activity; 3'-5' DNA helicase activity
Source: RefSeq, a predicted model, not a curated record